This is a messenger RNA of Pollicipes pollicipes, 4561 nucleotides long. RefSeq lists its product as uncharacterized. The transcript has 20 exons. The record is from RefSeq and is a predicted model, not a curated record. Bases 124 to 3150 code for a protein of 1008 amino acids. Lineage: Eukaryota; Metazoa; Arthropoda; Thecostraca; Pollicipedomorpha; Pollicipedidae.
AUCGUCCGUACGUUCUUGGAACGUUAUUUAACCUCGCUCGGAUCCCUAAACCUUGGGCGAUACCUGAAUCGCAUUCCGGUAUUCUGGAGAACUUGUGCGUAGGGCGUCGCGAGGUUGUAGACGAUGGCGUCCGCACGAGAGGGUGAUGUGCCCCGCACCUUUUACCAGCUGCCGACGGCCGAGGGGACGGCCGCCGCCGCCGGACCCGGCCGGCCGGCCGACCCCGACACCCUGCGCCAGUACGUGCGGGAGCAGACAAUCGGCCGAGCGCGCAGCUUCCUCGGGCCGUUCGGCUCCAACAGAGCCGUCUACUGCGACCACACGGCGUCCGGCAAGAGCCUGCGCUUCAUCGAGGACUACAUACGCGACGAGGUGCUGCCCACAUACGCCAACACCCACACCACGUCCACCAACGCCGCCCUGCAGACCACCUCCUUCAGGGACGAGGCGCGUCUGAUCGUGCGCAACAGCGUACAGGCUUCGGAGCACGACGCGGUGCUGUUCUGCGGCUCGGGCGCCACGGCCGCCGUUCACAAGCUCAUCAGUCUGCUGCACCUGACGCAGCCGCCGCUGGUGCUGGUCGGGCCGCACGAGCACCACUCCAACCUGCUGCCGUGGCGUGAGGCGGCGCACAAGGUGGUGCGCGUGGCGGAGGAUCCCGCCACGGGCGGUGUCAGUCUGGCGGACCUGGACGCCCAGCUGGAGCGGCUGCGACCGGCCGCCGCCGACCGGCCGCUGGUGGCCUGCUUCUCGGCCGCCUCCAACGUGACCGGCCUGCUGACGGGGGACGCCGAGCUGACGGCGGCCGUGCACCGGCGCGGCGGCCUCGUCGUCUGGGACUGCGCCACCGCAGCGCCUUACACCAAGCUCGUGAUGAACCCGGUCGUGCCAGGUCUCGACGCCAGUCUGACGCAGAAGGACGCGCUCUUCUUCUCGCCGCACAAGAUGAUCGGCGGGGUGCAGACUCCAGGUGUUCUGGUGGUGAAGACGCGUCUGGUGCGGAACCCGGUGCCGGACGGCGGCGGCGGCGGCGGCACCGUCUUCUUCGUGCGCCGCGACCAGCACCGCUACCUACAGAACGUGGAGGCGCGGGAGGAGGCCGGCACACCGGCUAUCGUGGAGGCGGUGCGGGCCGGCCUCGUGCUCCAGCUGAAGGAGGCGCUCGGCCCGGAGCAGAUUCGACUCUGGGACGAUGCGAUCGUCAGCCGGUUCCUGCGUGAGGCACGCUCCAUGCCUAAGCUGGUGCUUCUGGGACCACGCGCCACGUCCUGCCCGCGCCUGCCCAUCUUCUCCUUCCUGGUGGCGACGCCCAGCGGCGCCUUCCUACACCACAACUUUGUGGCGGCGCUGCUAAAUGACCUGCUAGGCGUGCAGACGCGCGGCGGGUGCGCAUGCGCCGGCCCUUACGCCCAGGACCUGCUGGGGAUCGACGAGACGCUGGCCGAACGCUACGAGCGUACCAUCGCUGAGGACAGCCGGCUGGACCGGACCCACCUGCGGCGCCAGGGCGAGUACUCCUCGUACGAGCUGCUGCGGCCUGGCUUCACGCGCGUCACGCUCAGCUACCUGCUGUCGGAGGACGAGCUGGAGCACGUCAUCACUGCCCUCAGGCUGGUGAGCGAGCACGGCUGGAAGCUGCUGCCCCAGUAUCGGGUCAACCCGGAGACCGGCGAGUGGAGGCACCACUCCAACCUGGUUCUGAAGGAGCGCCGCUGGCUGGGCGACAUCCGCUACGGCUCGGGCCGCAUGGAGUACCGGCAGCGGUCGGCCCACCCGCCGGCGCCGGAGCUGCGCGCCUGCGCCGCCCGCGCCCGCGCCCUCAUCGACAGCGCCAAGAAGAACUGCCCGCGCCAGGUGCCCGACCACAGCGCCAUGUUUGACGCGGCGGCGACAGAGCUGCGCUGGUUCCUGCUGCCGAACGAGGCGCGCCUGAUGCUACAUGGCACGGCCAUGACCAUGCGGCCGCCGUUCAAGCCGCGGGUGUACUCCGGGCAGGGGCGGAUGGCGCUUGGCCGCCGCCGGGCCAUGUCCGAGAGCCGCGACCCGCCUGGCCCGCAGCCGCUCCAGUACGCCGGCUCGCUGGAUCGCGACCGCGGUCGACCAGCGCGCGCGCCGCCGGCCGCCGCCUCCUCGCCGAUCGACACGCCCACGCGCCCGCCGCACAUGAAGCAGCGCGCCAUGAGCGUCUCGUGCGGCACCGACCGCCGGCUUUCGGACACGCGCUUUCUGGCGCAGGAGCUGCACAAUCUGUUCUUCAGCGGCGCCGCCAGUCCGCCGAGCCCCGCCCACAGAGCGCCGGCCAAGGCCCAGCCGACCGGGCCCCAGUGGCAUGCGCCGCCGCGGGCCAUCUUCAAGAAAACGGCCGAGGCGAUCGAGGAGUUCUCGAUGCUGCGGCCGGACGACCGUGUGCUGGUCUGCCUCUCGGGCGGCAAGGACUCGCUCUCGCUGCUGCACGUGCUGCGCCAGUACCAGUUCGUGGCGGCCAGCCGUGGCGCGCCCUUCCACCUGGCGGCCGUCACCGUCGACCCGCAGAGCAGCGCUUACGACCCGCGCCCGCUGCGCCCCUACCUGGCCAAGCUCGGCGUGCCCUACUACUACGAGGUGCAAGGUAUCCUGCGUCAGGCGGAGGAGGUGGAGUGCAGCAGCAUCUGCAGCUUCUGCUCGCGCAUGAAGCGGGGCCGCCUGUACGCGGCCGCCCGCCGCCAGGGCUACAACGUGUUGGCGUUCGGCCAGCACCUGGACGACGUGUCCGAGAGCUUCCUCAUGUCGGUCUUCCACAACGGCCGGCUGCGCACCAUGAAGGCCUGCUACGCGGUCACCGAAGAGGACCUGCGCGUUAUCCGGCCGCUCAUCUACGUCCGCGAGAAGGAACUGCGCCGGUUCGCCGAGUCGCGCGGCCUGCCGGUCAUCCCCGAGAACUGCCCAGCAUGCUUCGAGGAGCCCAAGGAGCGGCACCGCGUGAAGCAGCUGCUGGCACAGCAGGAGGUGUUGUUCCCGCACCUGUUCGAGUCGCUCCGGGCGGCGCUGCGGCCGCUGUACGCCAUCACACGCACCGGUGUCGAGAGUCGCCUGUUCGGCCGAGCCGCCGCCGAGCCGGACGAGGACGAGGACGUGCCUUGCGCCGGCGGCCGGGCGCAGCGGACCGCCUGAGGGCACCGCGGCAUCCCCAGGGGAGGUGGGGUGCCGAGCUCGAGCCAGGCCGGCCCGCUGUACAAUCUGACACGUGACAGGGCAGCGGAAGAGGUUGGUCCUGGGUGACAGGGCAACGGAAGAGGUUGGUCCUGGCGCCCGAUACGAGCGCCGUUGCCGGGCGCUAGACGAGCGCCAUGUCGUUCGUGUGACUGGAGUGCAGGAUGCCAGCUCAGGAAGCCGUUCGCAGACUCCGACGUCACGGCAGGCAGCCGGCUGUGGGUCCAUGUUGCGUGAGGCCCAGCCCCACCCCGUUAUAGCGUUGUCAGCCUUGUUCUCCACGAACCACGCCACUGGCGCGAAUUGCAAUGCUUCGCCAAGCGUCGGUUGCAUUGAGCGGCAAAUAAUGCAACGCUACGCAUCGGCCGCAUAUGAUUUGGUUGAAAUCUAAGCUAAAGUUUGAACUCUCACUGUCCAUGAACUGCGUGAGGAUCUUUCCCGCCUGAUGGCGAGGUGGGAUGCGACCAGUUCUUAUCGGCCCAUAGGGCUGUGUUGGCGCUUGAUCAGUGCGGCCCGCGGUUGUUUUAGUAGAUUCAUGAUGGCCGUGUGUGGCCCUGUCGCUCACCCAACGCCGUCGGCUCGAACGCAGAGGCGAGCGUGCAACAACAGCACGUAUUCGAAGGCCUCUAUGGCUUGCUGGAUCGAAGAAAGAUUGUCGCCAGCCGCAUCACGCCGUACGCUGUGUGAAUGUCUCUCGUAGAGCUGUUGACUGGCUGGUGACAUUUUCCGCCAACAAGGAGCAAGUGUCGGAUCAUGUUUUGUCACACUUUUGGCGGUACAGCACCAUCACAGGAAAAAGUGAUGCCAAAUUUGGCAGUUGGCAGCACUGUGUGUAAUUAUAGGGCUCCAUGUACCCGCGCCGACAAGUUGCUGGUUCGGAUGCUGUAACCAAUGACCGCUGAGCAUCCGCUGUUUUGCACGCGCUCACGAGGACGUCGCAAACCACCUUCCAAGUACUCUGAUGGUACGAACAAACGAAACAUUGUUUCGCUGGAGGUUGGGACCGAGUGUAACCUCGUAAGCCUCGCUGAAAGCCCGCCAGCGUCGCGAGUCCACGCGGUGAGGACAUGGCCGCCGGGAUGAGUCCACAGCUAGCCGAGGCCGCGGUCAGUGGUCCCCAAGGUCUUGAUCCCGACGGGUAUCCCAGCUCCGCCGCGCGGCAUCCCGCCGGUGCGCACGCCCCGUGAGUCAGCUAUCGCUGCGCGCCCUCUCCUCUCACAAGUGAGAACAGGUCCGGUCCGACGCCCCGCCCCGGCCCGGUGCCAGCGCGCGCGCACCGACGUCCGUCUGCCGCGUGUCACCCAGAGCUUAACGGCGCCGGCCGGGCCGGACGGCCCCCGUCCGUCCCUGUCGUGUGGCGUCAGCGCGCGCU